Messenger RNA from Metschnikowia bicuspidata var. bicuspidata NRRL YB-4993, 1413 nucleotides. RefSeq names its product putative metallocarboxypeptidase (gene ECM14). Gene Ontology annotation, molecular function: zinc ion binding; metallocarboxypeptidase activity. The transcript has a single exon. Gene Ontology annotation, biological process: proteolysis. The coding region runs from base 1 to 1413 and encodes 470 amino acids. The record is from RefSeq and is a predicted model, not a curated record. Lineage: Eukaryota; Fungi; Ascomycota; Pichiomycetes; Serinales; Metschnikowiaceae.
AUGAAAGUCGCCCUGCUAGCGUAUGUGUUCGCUGUCGUGGCCAGUCAGCAGAUCCCGUUUUUUUUAGACACUUCAAAUGAGCUUCCGCUGCGUCCGCACUAUUCGUCCUUGGAUUCUAGCGAACUCCCUAUUGAUCUUUCUCAGUACAUGGAUAAUGUCGUUGUAAGGGUGAACCAAAGCGCCAAUAUUCUACACCAUAUCAAGAGCCGGGGUCACAAGAUUUGGGCACAGAAUUCCAAGGCAGGCACGGUUGAUGUACAGCUCCACUCUAAUGAUGCAGCAGCAUUUUUCGCCGAGAUUAGCGUGGCCUCUCCACAGGUGCUUAUAAGGGACUUGCCGCAAGCUAUAUUCGAGACAUUCCCCGACGAAAUGACGGUUGGAAAUACAGAGCCCAUUUUUGCCGCCCAGCUCACUCCUGGAAUGCUGGCUCUUGAAAAACUCCAUGUGCUGAGCGAGGUUUUCUUUAAGCAGUUCAGACCACUCAGCUCCAUCAACGCAUGGCUUGCUUUGCUCCAGCAAACCUAUCCGGACAUUAUCACUUUGGAGACAAUCGGCCAAACCUAUGAGGGUCGCCCGUUGCAGGUCGUGCAUCUUCUGAUUCCAAGCGACAAUACGUCACAUGAUGAAAAGCGAACUAUUGUGGUCACGGGAGGUGUGCAUGCACGCGAGUGGAUUUCGGUGUCAUCGGUGCUUUAUGGCAUCUAUGAGAUUCUCAAUCACUUUGAGUCGAACCCGGACAACUGGCGGGAGCUAGCGAAGUUGGACUUCCUCUUCAUUCCUGUUCUGAACCCAGAUGGUUACGAAUACUCGUGGUCUACUGACCGGUUGUGGCGUAAAAACAGGCAGCCGGCCGCCGGCAGUGAGGACAGCCAGUGCCGUGGAAUCGAUAUCGACCACUCUUACGAUUUUCACUGGACGCCGUCCAGCGACUCCAUCUGCGGUGAAGAUUACGCGGGUUCUCAUCCCUUUGAGGCAUACGAGCUGAAAGUGUGGGACACCUAUUUAAACAGGACCAACGAGGGUCACAAAAUAUGGGGAUAUAUUGACUUACAUUCGUACUCGCAGGAGAUCUUGAUUCCAUAUGCGUACUCGUGUGAACACCGCCCACGUGACGAAGAAAAUCUAAUCGAGUUGGCCUACGGCAUCUCCAAGGCCAUCCGCCUCACAUCCGGCAAAUACUACUCUGUGCUCCCGGCGUGCAUAGACCGUGACUCUGACUUGAUCCCGGACAUGGGUGCGGGAACUGCUCUUGAUUACAUGUACCACCAAAAAUCAUACUGGGCUUACCAAAUCAAGUUGCGGGACAACGGCUCACAGGGUUUCUUGCUUCCAGCCAAGUACAUUGUGCCUGUUGGCAAGGAGAUCUCGGCAGGUCUCAAGGUUUUCUGUAAGUUCAUCUUGUCUGAUGACUAA